Messenger RNA from Pseudovirgaria hyperparasitica, 525 nucleotides. RefSeq lists its product as uncharacterized. The transcript is spliced from 2 exons. NCBI's taxonomy places the organism in Eukaryota, Fungi, Ascomycota, Dothideomycetes, Acrospermales, Acrospermaceae. The record is from RefSeq and is a predicted model, not a curated record. Bases 1 to 525 code for a protein of 174 amino acids.
AUGUCAGACUCCGCCAUCUGCACCCACGCCACCACGCCUCCCAUCCUCAUCAACACAACCAACCUCUCCGGCCAGAUCUGCGGCGCCAACAUCCGCCCGUCGACGGCAUCAACAGUGUCCUCCUCCGGCUUCUCCAUCGCAACCUGCUGUGAUGAAGGCGCGGAGGUGCGUGUUCAGGACGACUGCACUCAGUUUUGCAAGUACGGCUUGACUGAGGUGGAUUUCCGGCGCUGCGUGGCGGGAUUGUUUGAUGGUAGACCGAAGACAGGGCUGGAUGUUUAUUGUGAGGCUGUGGAUGAGGGGAUUGGUGGGGGAGGGGGUAGUAGUAGUGGUGGUGUGAGUUGGAGUUCGAUGGUGACGGAGACGGUGGCCAGCACACCGACGGAGGUGCCAACGAUGGUCGAAUCAACCGUAAUGAGCGCAGAACCGGCGCCUCCAAGUGAAACUGGUGCGGCGAGCCACUUGCCGAGUUCAAAGAUGGCGGUUGGGAUAUUAGGUGCGGUGAUGGCAGUUCUUGGAUUUUGA